This is a messenger RNA of Phyllostomus discolor (pale spear-nosed bat), 4568 nucleotides long. RefSeq names its product neuronal tyrosine phosphorylated phosphoinositide-3-kinase adaptor 1 (gene NYAP1). The coding region runs from base 594 to 3131 and encodes 845 amino acids. The record is from RefSeq and is a predicted model, not a curated record. Gene Ontology annotation, biological process: phosphatidylinositol 3-kinase/protein kinase B signal transduction; neuron projection morphogenesis. NCBI's taxonomy places the organism in Eukaryota, Metazoa, Chordata, Mammalia, Chiroptera, Phyllostomidae. The transcript is spliced from 7 exons.
ACUGGCCCCGACCAGACGCUGGGUGAGCAGCCGGGAAGGUCCCGGCGAACAAGAAACGAGCGCGGGUGCAAGCCCCAGGCUGCCGCUGGGGGGCACCGCUGUGCGCUGCGCCCCGCUUCGCUCUGCGGGGGCCUUGGACACCGAACUGAGCACUGCCCUGCCGGGCAACGGGCACCGGGCGAGAGGCAGCGAAGAGCGGACGCCCCAAAGCGGGGCCUGGCUGGCGCACGGUCCCCGGCGCCCUACGACCUUUCUCCGAGUCGCCCCGCGGACUCCGCGGUCCCCGUACUUCCCAACCCAGCCAGGCGGCGCGGCGCAGCCCGCGCCCGGUCCUUGGAGGGUGUGGAAGGGUGGGUUUGGGGCCGGGGGCGGGUCUGGGGGCGGACCCGGAGGCGGGGCUGUCUCUGCGGCAGGACCCAGCUCCGCUCCCCUCGGUCUCUGUCUUUCCUCCUCCCUCCUCCUGCUCCGGGCGGAGCCCGGCAUGGGGGGGCCGGCGCCCGGCAGGCCAGUGGAUCCGGGACCCAGGGAGGGCCGCCCCCCGGGCCUGGUGGUGCUGAGCAGGACCCCUCAGCCCCCACCUUCUGUCUCACGACAUGAACCUCCUCUACCGAAAAACCAAGCUGGAGUGGAGGCAGCACAAGGAGGAGGAGGCCAAGAGGAGCUCCAGUAAGGAGGUGGCGCCUGCGGGCCCAGUAGGGCCUGGGGCUGGCCCAGGGCCUGGGGUUCGAGUUCGGGACAUCGCCUCUCUGCGCCGCUCCCUCAGGAUGGGCUUCAUGACAAUGCCAGCCUCCCAGGAGCACACCCCCCAUCCCUGCCGCAGCGCGAUGGCCCCUCGCUCUCUCUCCUGCCACUCCGUGGGCAGUAUGGACAGUGUGGGGGGUGGGCCUGGGGGAGGCGGUGGGGGUCUCACCGAGGAUAGCAGCACACGAAGACCCCCAGCCAAGCCCCGGAGACACCCCAGCACCAAGCUCAGCAUGGCAGGGUCCAGCACAGAGACUCCCCCCAGCAAGAAGGCAGGCUCACAAAAGCCAGCCCUAGAGAGCCAAGAGUCUAACCGGAAGGUUCCUCCACAGAAGCCCAGGCGAAGCCCCAACACUCAGCUCUCUGUCUCCUUUGAUGAGUCCUGUCCCCCAGCCCCCUCUCCUCGAGGGGGUAACCUGCCCCUUCAGCGCCUCAGUAGAGGGUCCAGCAUUGCUGGGGACCCUGAGGUGGGUUCCCAAGAAGAAGAGCCAGUGUACAUUGAGAUGGUGGGGGAUGUCUUCAGGGGAGGAGGGAGAGGUGGAGGGGGCCUGACUGGCCCCCCUCUUGGGGGUGGGGGCCUGACCCCUCCAGCUGGCGCUGACUCAGACUCGGAAGAGAGUGAGGCCAUAUAUGAGGAGAUGAAAUAUCCGCUGCUCGAAGAGGCAGGGGAAGGCCGGGCCAACGGGGCCCCUCCACUGACUGCCACCUCCACCUCCUCGCCACACCAGCCUCAUGCCCUCCAGCCCCACAUUCACCACCGUCCAGCCUCAGCCCUCCCAAGUCGGAGGGAUGGGACACCCACCAAGACCACACCUUGUGAAAUCCCCCCACCCUUCCCUAACCUCCUCCAGCAUCGCCCUCCACUUCUGGCCUUCCCUCAACCCAAGUCUGCUUCCCGAACCCCUGGCGAUGGGGUCUCCAGGCUACCAGUCCUCUGCCACUCCAAGGAGCCAGCUGGCUCCACCCCAGCUCCCCAAGUGCCUGCCCGAGAGCGGGAGACGCCUCCCCUACCGCCUCCGCCUCCUGCUGCCAACUUGCUGCUGCUGGGACCCUCGGGCCGGGCCCGGAGCCACUCGACACCGCUGCCACCCCAGGGCUCUGGCCAGCCCCGGGGGGAGCGGGAGCUCCCCAACUCCCACAGCAUGAUCUGCCCCAAGGCGGCAGGGGCGCUGGCAGCCCCUCCUGCCCCGGCCACCUUGCUUCCUGGCCCCCCCAAGGACAAGGCCGUGUCUUACACCAUGGUGUACUCAGCAGUCAAGGUGACCACCCACUCCGUCCUGCCAGCUGGGCCUCCCUUGGGUGCUGGGGAGCCAAAGACAGAGAAGGAGAUCUCAGUCCUCCAUGGGAUGCUGUGCACCAGCUCGAGGACCCCCAUACCUGGGAAAUCCAGCCCCCACGGCGGAGCCAUGGGUGCAGCAGCUGGGGUUCUCCACCACCGAGGCUGCCUGGCCUCCCCACACAGCCUUCCGGACCCAACUGCAGGCCCCCUGACCCCCCUCUGGACCUACCCAGCCUCAGCAGCUGGGCUUAAGAGACCCCCUGCCUAUGAAAGCCUCAAGGCUGGGGGGGUGCUGAAUAAGGGCUGUGGAAUGGGGGCCCCAUCCCCCAUGGUCAAGAUCCAGCUGCAGGAGCAAGGGACUGAUGGGGGUGCCUUUGCCAGUAUCUCCUGUGCCCACGUCAUCGCCAGUGCAGGGACACCAGAAGAAGAAGAAGAGGAGAUGGGCGCUGCAACAUUUGGGGCAGGCUGGGCUCUGCAGCGGAAGGUCCUAUAUGGAGGAAGGAAGGCAAAAGAGCUGGACAAGAUGGAAGACAAUGCCAGGUCCUGGAAUGGCAGUGCCGAGGGCCCAGCCAAGGUGGAGCGUGAAGACAGGGGUCCUAUGGCAUCAGGGAUCCCAGUGAGGAGCCAGGGGGCAGAGGGCCUGCUGACCAGGAUCCACCAUGGAGGGGACCGAGGGGGGAUCCGCACAGCACUGCCCACACCCUGCCAGACCUUUCCGGCCUGCCACCGAAAUGGAGACUUCACAGGAGGCUACCGCCUGGGGCGCUCUGCCUCCACCUCUGGAGUCCGGCAGGCCGUGCUCCACACCCCCCGGCCCUGCAGCCAGCCCCGGGAUGUCCCGAGCCAGACCCACCCUGCACUGCCGCUGCCGCUGCCCCUGCAGCCCCAGCCGGCCCGAGAGAGAGAGCGCGACGGCAAGCUGCUGGAAGUGAUCGAGCGCAAGCGCUGCGUGUGCAAGGAGAUCAAGGCGCGACACCGCCCUGACCGGGGCCUCUGCAAGCAGGAGAGCAUGCCCAUCCUCCCCAGCUGGAGGCGGGGGCCGGAGCCCCGCAAGUCCGGCACUCCGCCCUGCCGCAGGCAGCACACGGUCCUCUGGGACACUGCCAUCUGAGGAAGGAAGGAGGCCAGGGCACUGGGACCGGGGAGCGGGGCGGGGUCUCUGAGAGACUUGCCUUGAAAGAGGGACACUUGAAGAACCAGGUGAGGGAGAGAGCCAGGGAGAAUCCCUGCCCUCCAUCGAAGAUGGGGAGUCUGCCAGACCCAUCGGGCUUGGGACGCCAGCAGCAUCCCCAGAAAUCUGAGAGAGACAGAGCGUUUGCUUGAGGUUGGGAGUAAGGCCCUUGCUGCUCCCCUCCUCCUGAGAGGGCACAGGCCAAGCCAGAGGUCAGCAUGGGGGAGGAGGGAUGGGGAACGGGUCAAUUGAAGGAGAGGGACUAGAGAGUGAGAGAUGAAGGAGCUCUUAUAGAGUUGGGUAUUGGGGAGGGCGUAUUUAUUUUGUGAUUUAUUUUAGUUCAGAGGGCAAUUCUGAGCCCUCCCACCUACUCCUGAGCAAGGGGUGGGGAGAAGUUAGCAAUUAAGGGAACCACGUUUGCACUCUCCCCAAUGCCUAAAGGCCCCACCAUCCAUGCCUGCCCCAAAGCAAGGGAUUGGUCUGAGGGGCAGCAGAUUCAUUCGCAGUAUUUACAGGUCAGAGUCUGGUAGUGAGCCCGGCCCGCUGUGAAACAGGCAUCUUAUUUAGCUCUGGAGUGAGGAUCUGGCACCAGGGACGGGUGGGAUGAUGGGGAAGGAGGGAAAUUUUAGCGGGUGGGUGGAGGGCAGGGUAUUUAUUUAAAUUUUAAAAACUCAGAAGAGAUGUCAGGAAUUUUUUUUAAUUCCUUUCUUUCAGAAUAAUAUAUUAAAAGACUAAUGAUCCUAGAACUGGCUUCUUAAAUUUCAGUGUGCUCUGCCUUUCUUACAUUUGCUUCCCUUCCCCUCUGGCCCUUGGUUUGUGGGAGUUGAAGGUUGUGCAGGGAGGGUUGAGUGGCUGUGGCAAGUAACAGGGACAGGUGGAGUUUGAGGUAAGUGUUCAGGAUUACAACCAUACAGUGACUCAAUAAGCACUUAUGGAGCAUCUGAUGUGUGCUUCGCAAUGCCCCGAUGCAAAAGGAAUAUUCAAACUGAAACCUGCCUGCAAGCACCUAUGAUCUACCCAGGGAGGUGAACUGCCUGAGCUGACACUAGGCAGUGCUCCUGGAGUGAGAGGGGGAGAGGGCUGGAAUCCUCUAAGAAAGCUUCCUGGAAAGUGAGCCUAUAAGGACAGAUAAGGUUUGGAUGAGCAGGGGGAGGAGGAAAGUCCCAGUCACAGUGUGAUUGCCUGUAGAACAGCAGAAGAUGGAGUUUGGGGACACGAAGUGUGUUCAAACAAUACAGAGGGCAGUAGGGAGCCGGCCAUGAUGAAGCUUGUUCAGAAAGAUGGGCCACAAAGCAACAUGCUGGUCCUGGGGAAGGAAACCAGAGGAAUCCUGGGAGGUGGUAUAUCACCAUGGAGGAGGAUGAAAAGAAAUGUCUA